Molecule: messenger RNA, 7085 nt
Organism: Bufo gargarizans (Asiatic toad)
Lineage: Eukaryota; Metazoa; Chordata; Amphibia; Anura; Bufonidae
Gene: ASXL3
Product: ASXL transcriptional regulator 3
Exons: 13
Coding region: 145-6654 (2169 amino acids)
Biological process (GO): animal organ morphogenesis; positive regulation of transcription by RNA polymerase II
Cellular component (GO): PR-DUB complex
Molecular function (GO): DNA binding; chromatin binding; peroxisome proliferator activated receptor binding
Source: RefSeq, a predicted model, not a curated record
CGUGACGUCACUGUGUAUUGUUGUGAGGGGGAACGGGAGCGUCCCAGAGCUGUCAGCUGAGCCGUGCCGCCGCCAAGCCAUUGUCUCCUCCGCUCAGUGCCCGUGGAUCCCCCACGUCAUAAGAACCAUCAAUGAGAUGCCAACAUGAAAGACAAGAGGAAGAAGAAGGACCGCACCUGGGCCGAGGCUGCCCGCCUGGCUUUAGAAAAGCAUCCCAAUUCACCGAUGACCGCAAAGCAGAUCUUGGAAGUCAUCCAGAAAGAAGGGUUAAAAGAAACCAGAAAUGGUACUUCUCCGUUGGCUUGUCUAAAUGCCAUGCUUCAUACUAACACCCGUGUGGGCGAUGGGACCUUCUUCAAAAUCCCAGGGAAAUCAGGACUUUAUGCUCUUAAAAAAGAAGAAUCUACUUGCCCGGCUGAUGGAACACUGGAAAUAGGUUGCGAGUCAGAGUUAGAUGGGAAUGAAAUGGGAGAGGCAAGCAGCAAUGGAGAAGAAAAUGAAGUGUGCCUGAAGCAAGUGACUGAAGAAGCGUCUUCCAACCGAAUGCAGAGCAAGCUAGUGUCUUCCUUCCAGCAGCACACCAAAAAGGCACUGAAGCAGGCUUUGAGGCAGCAGCAGAAGAGGAGAAAUGGGGUCUCUAUGAUGGUAAACAAGACCGUCCCUCGUGUCAUCCUGACGCCUCUUAAGGUGUCUGAUGAGCAGUCGGAUUCACCUUCAGGGUCUGAGUCAAAAAACGGUGAAGCAGACAGUUCUGAUAAGGAAACUAAGCAAGGGCAAAAAUCACCCCCUGGCAAGCAAAUAAGCCAGCACUUAAAACGGUUAAAAAAAUCAGGUUUAGGGCAUUUGAAAUGGACCAAAGCAGAAGAUAUUGACAUAGAAACUCCAGGAUCAAUUUUAGUCAACACUAACCUGAGGGCUUUAAUAAACAAGCAUACGUUUGCUUCUUUACCUCAGCACUUUCAGCAGUACCUCCUGCUCUUACUCCCAGAAGUAGAUAGGCAGAUGGGAAGUGAUGGGGCUUUACGUCUUAGUAACUCUGCUCUAAAUAAUGAGUUCUUUGCAUAUGCAGCUCAAGGCUGGAAACAGCGAUUAUCAGAAGGAGAGUUCACUCCAGAAAUGCAAAUGCGCAUUAGACAAGAAAUUGAAAAGGAGAAGAAAACAGAAGUUUGGAAAGAAAGAUUCUUUGAAAGGUUUUAUGGAGAAAAAUCUGGAAUUUCUAAGGAAGAAUCUUUACAACUGACUUCUGGGCAAAACAGCAGUGAAGAUGAAAGCAGCUCUCUAGAAACCUCUCUCAACUUACCAGGUCCAUCCAUCCAGUGUGAAAACAGUACUCCAAAUAGUAAUGAAACACCAGUUAUGUUAGAAACUGAAGUUAUUGAGGAAACGGUGUGUAACAUGGAGCAUGUUCCAUCCAAAGACAUCAUUGGAGAAACCGCACUGGAAGAGAUACUGAUAUCUGAAGAAUCAAUAAUUCAUGAGGAAAUUGCUGAAGAAGUUGAAACAUCCAUUUGUGAAUGCCAAGAAGAUGAUGAUAAAGCUGCAAUUGAGAUAUCUGAAGAAGAAGCGACCAGUGAAAAUGCACAGGACAAGGAACAAGAGUUGCCUCCAGAAAAUGUGGACUCUUGUGAUGUCAUGGAGGAUGAGUUAUUACCUGUCAUGGAUGCAAAUACAGACGGAGUAAAAUCUGAUGACCAUCAAGAUGACAUGUUGGAAGUUUCAAGUGAUAUACAUGAAUGCAGGUCUCCAUCACCCGUGGCCUCUCAGACUUCACCUAUUAAAGAUGCUGAACCAGAAAACACUUCAGUUGAAAAUACAAAUGAAUCAGAGUGUGUUGCUCCCAAAGCUGCCGCUGACCUGUUAUCAACGGAGGAGGUGGCUCAUGUACAAAUGGAACACAUCAGUGAACCAGAUGUUCAGUUCUCUGAAACGCCAUGCAUUUCUGAGACAUCAUUUUCUUCUCAAAGUCCAGAGGAAGCAUGUGCUAGUCUGACUUCACCAGGAGGUGACAUGCAGUCUGCUUCUGAGGAACCUUACACACCUGCAUCUGUUGAAGCAGCUUCUCUGUCUGAAGUUUCAAGCUUUGAAACUGGUGAAGCUGAAAGUCAACAAAAACCUUUAACUGAAAGCCCACCAACCUCUGUUGUUUCAGAUGUUUCACCUCUUUCCAACUCACCUGUCAUAUCCGAAGCAUCUCCUUCCUCUAACCAUCCAAUGACACCUGAAGCUUCUCCGGCAUCAAAUUUGCCAUUGACUUCGGAAGCAUCUCCAAUGUCGGAUGUACCUUUAAUAUCAGAAACAUCGUCGGUGUCCUCCUUAGCAUUGACCUCUGAAACUGGACAUGCACCAAAUGCACCUGUUACUUCUGAUGCAUCUUCUGGGUAUAGUCCUGCUUCAAAUGAACUGCUACAGCAAGAAAGCUCCCCGACCACAUCUGAUGCAUCACAGUCACCUUCAAAGGAUGAGACUGAUGGUUACUCAGAGGCCUCCCAAGCAGAUACUGUUGGCACUGAGCAUGAAAGCUCAGAAGCAAUUAAAUAUAAUUCUGCAACUCCAAACUCUGAUACUUCACUGUCUGAAGACAACCUGAAGCACUGUAAUUCUGAAAGAGACCAUGAGAAACCAAAUGUAGCAUCACCACCCCAUUUAUCCCCACCAGACACCAUAACAAUUAAAAACCAUUCAAGCCAUUAUCGUAUUGUUGAAAAAAAGUAUUUAUCUCCUUCAAGAGAAGGAUUUGAGGGAACAUACUCCAGGAGUAAUGAGUCUGUUCACUCAAAGUCUCAUGACAAACUAUAUGCAGUCUCAUUAGAAGUAUCUGGAUAUUAUGAAUCGACCAGAAGUAAACCUCACAAGCAACAGGCAAACUCCCAAAGUCGGCCAGACAGUUCACAUUAUAAGUCAUAUGACCAUAAUAAACAAACAGAGGCAGUUUGUCGAGAGUCUGAAAUUUCUAAGCGAAAAACUGCAGAGCAGCACAGUUUUGGUAAUUACAAAGAAAAGAGACCCAGAAUAGAUGAUGAUCACUAUAGUAGAACAUCUUCUGUUUCAAGUCAAUCUGAAAGGGAACAGCCACCUAGAGAAGAACCUCGUGUUCCACCUCUCAAGAUCCAGCUAUCAAAGAUUGGACCUCCAUUCAUCAUCAAAAGCCAACCUGCUCCCAAGCUUGAAUCUAAGAUAUCUUCUAGUACAUCUGUUAGUAGUGGAAGGAACACUGGAGCUAGAACUCUUGCAGACAUUAAGGCGAGAGCCCAACAAGCCAGAGCACAAAGAGAAGCUGCUGCUGCCGCCGCUGUAGCGGCGGCGGCCAGCAUAGUUUCUGGGGGAGUUGGUAGUCCUUCAGAAAGCAGUAAGACUAGAACGUUGGCCCAUAUCAAGGAGCAGACAAAAGCAAAGAUGUUUGCUAAGCACCAAGCGAGAGUCAGCACACAACAGAUUAGUAGAGAUGGAAAAACAAAAGAGGGUCUUCCAGAAAUUGAAGUGCCAACAACUUCUGAUGCAAAACUGGAAGGUUCAACUGGUGUUAUCAUUAUGAAUCCAAACUGCAAAUCUCCUAGCAGCAAGUCCUCACUCCAUCGCGACUUGCCUUCCCCAUCACAAAAAUCCCUCAGCUCUUCAGCAUCAUCAGAAACUGACUCUGACGCAUCAGUACACAGCUCUAUUGAAAAUAUUCACGUGCCACAUUCCAGCGACAAAACUGUUACAUCUACCUCCAUUGAAGAUUGCAGCGUGCCAAUGCAAUAUAAUAAAGCUAUAAGUUCAGUGUCUGUCUGCUCCUCUGCUGAUACCACCUUUAGGAAUGCACUUGAAAAAUCUGCUGUCCUGAUGUCUGUUGAGAGUGAAAACCCUACGUCAUCUGUCUGUAAUUAUAAUAUGCUAAACCCCAAUAAGGAGACUGACAUUCCUUUUAUAGCUGUUGCACCAAAAUGCACUGAUGACCCUAGUAGUCAUGCCUCUGUUGUAAACUCCACUGCAUCUGACUCUGUUGAUGACAAACGAAUGCCAGUAACAACUAGCAUUGUUAAUCCUUACACCACUGUGCCAAUCUCAUCCAUUGGGUGUAGUCUGCCAAAUUCUCAUCUUUCCAAUUCAUUGGUUAAUUCACUAACUGCCUCCUAUGGUCCGAACACCAGGCACCCUGAUAAAUUAGCUGCUACCACGUGUAGCGAAGAUAAUCCCGUAGACAUGUGUCCUUCUGUCCAGAGAAUAUCAAACCAUGAGGAAAGCGAAGGAGAUUCGCCCAGAAGGUCUUCUGUUCCAGUGUACCCCAGCACCAGAAGAUCAUCAAUAAGUACUGAUCCUUCACUUGCAAAGAUACAUCAUGAUAAUGUAGAUAAAAACUGUACCAGUAAUUUAAUAGGACUGCAGAAUAAAACACUGCCUACUGCUUUAAUACAGACAAAUAGAUCUAUUCCAUGUAAAGUGAUUGUUGAUCACUGUACAACGCCAAACUCCACUUUCCCUUUCAAUAGUGAAAAUGCAGAAAAUGCUGAUUGUCAGAAUAGGUUUGGAAAGUCUGAACCCUCUAUUCAAAAUAUAACAUGUCCUCAAGUAUCUGUAAUUAGUAGACAGGAAAACCUUCUCAAUGAGAGUGUGGAGCACAUGUCCAACUCAAACAUUGUAAAUCGGUUAAACAGAGACGACAGACACAAAAGUACACCUUGCGCUGGGCUUUUGGAAGCAACUUACUUGCAACAAGGGAAACGAAGUGACUCCGUUUCUUGCCAACAAAAUUUUAAUGAGCAGCUACAUAGCACACCUUCAUUCAAGUGUGGACCAGAUAAUGUUCCCAAUUCGGAGUAUAUUUCUAAUAACAGAAUAUGUUGGAGUGACAAAGAACAAAUGAACACUGACAAAACCAUUGUUAACCAUUUGGGUGUGUCUAAGCACACAGAGUAUUCUGAUGAAAAUAUUGUAGAUAAUAUUAAACGUGAACCUGGGAGUUACCCACACAUGUCAAAAAUGAAUGCCCGUAGCCCUGUGGCAAACUCCAUUCCGAUCAAAUCAGAACGAAACGAAUCUGGUAAAUGUUUUGGGAUUGAUUCCGAAGGAUUUUCAGGCCAGAACGCUACACAACAAGGAUGUGACUUGGAUAUAAGUUUGCCAACAGCCAAACCAUCACACAAUGUUGCCAGAGAAGAACCAUUGUCAUUGACUACAGACACUUUAAAAAGGGUUACGAAUGCAGGCAAUGCUAGCUGUCGACUCUCCUCUGUUGAAGCAAACAAUCCCUUAGUUACACAGCUGCUUCAAGGCAACCUACCUUUAGAAAAAGUUCUGCCUCAACCCAGACUAGGUGCAAAGUUAGAAAUUAGUCGACUCCCUUUGCAGGCUACCUCGGUGUAUAAAACUGCAUCAGAAAGAAUGGUGUCUGAAAACACCUCACGCUCCCCUACCCCUGAUGGCAAGAUCUAUCCACUGGGAAACCCUUUGCAAGUGAGAAAACGUGAAAACCAUCCUAAGAAAAGGAUGGCUAGGACUAUGGGUGAACAUGCCCAGAUCAAGUGUGAGUCAGGAAAGCUUUCGAUGGACACAGAUACAAAUUUGUCAUCUUGCAUGAUGGGUUCUAAUAUGAACCCAUUGGGUCCAGGGCAAAAUUUUAAGCAAGAGUGGAUGAACAAGCAUAUGGUUCAAGCCAGGGUUACACACAGUCCAGAAAUUAAGCAGCAAAAGAGGCCACUGCCUUCCUGUAGCUUCCAACAAAAUGUAUUUAAUGUUGAUAAAAAUGGCAGCUAUCACCCAGAAGCUGGUACCUCACAUAGGCAACACUACUACCAAAUGCCCAUGGCUCAGAGAGGUCAAGGUCCUGCAAUCUAUAUGUCACCAGGCUCGGUAAAAGUCCAGCCGGCUAACAAUGCUUAUCCUUUCAAUAGGCACCCAGAGCAGAAGGUUUUAGCUGAGACAAAUGUUCCAAAUCUUUCUCAUCGAAUGGGCAAUGCGUACUCCCCAAAUGUUCAUAUUAAAGAAGGCGAUGACCUCAGCAAUGCCCAACAGACUCUGCAACAUAAAUUUUUAGUGCAUCCUUCCUUAUCUAAUUCAGAAGUCCCUUCUGAUCAAAAACAGCCAGCAGUUACUAUGGAAACCACUAAAAGACUUAGUUGGCCUCAGCCUACGAGCAUCUGUAGCAAUAUAAAGACUGAGCCCAUCUCUUUUGAGGACGGUUUAAACAACAGCUGUGAACUGACCAUGAAACAAGCUUCCUACGAGCAGAGUGAAGUCAAAGAACAGUUAAAAACAUUCGCCUUGAAAAAUGCAGAUUUUUCUUCCUAUUUACUUUCCGAGCCACAAAAGCCUUUUACUCCGCUAGCUGCACAGAAAACACAAACACAGCAGCUGCCGCCGCAACAGCAGCAGCAGCAACAAUGUGGGAGUUAUCCAGCAAUUCACUUUGGUAGCACAAGCUUCAAAAGAGCAGCAUCUGCUAUAGAAAAAUCCAUUGGAAUUUUAGGGAGUAAUUCUAAGCCUUCCUCGGGACUCGGCCAGAACGCUCCAAUCCCUGCACAGAAAUAUGCCGACAGCAGCAGUGCAGAUGAACUGGAACUGAAGUGUUCUUGCAGGCUGAAAGCCAUGAUUGUGUGCAAAGGCUGUGGAGCCUUUUGUCAUGAUGACUGCAUAGGCCCUUCAAAAUUAUGUGUAGCUUGUUUAGUUGUUCGAUAGAGACGGAAUCAAAGACGCAGUGUCCCUUUAAAGCCUACACAUCUUCAGCAGGAACGUUUCGUCGUUUCAUGUGCUUUUCUCAUUUUCUUUUUCUUUUAUUUUUUUAUAAAAAAUAUUACGUUGUCAGUGUUACAUUUCAUUCUACAACUCUGUAGAUGAGACAGAUUUCUGCUGAAGAAAUAGAUCUCAACCUCUUGUCACCCUUUUAAUUUAUUUAGAUUUGUUUUACUGAGGUGAAGCUUUUGCCCUGUUUUUCGAUGCAAAGCACCUGACCAGUUUUUUUUUUUGUUUUUUUUCUUCUGGAAUUUGCAUUAGCUCUUCUGUGAUCAUUUGAUGGUUAUCAACCUGAUUGAAAGGGUCUGUGUGGUACUUGUUUAGCGAGUAUUCCCCCCCCCCCCCCUUUUCCCUUUCCCCAUGUAAGGCAUCCUAGG